AUGAGCUGUGAUGGUGCAGGAAUGUCUUUCUCAGAAAGAAUUCCCGAGAAGAUAUUCAAUGUUGUUGUGAAAGUGCUAAAAAGGGCCUUAAAGACUCAGAGGUUUUUACUGCUUCGUGCUGGAAUCAAGGUCUAUGUCAUCAAAGCAUCUGGGUUUGAAGAAGAUAGGAAUGCCGCUUUGCAGAACCUGGCAACUCUCACGGGGAAGUUUAUAACGGAAGAGUUUGGUUUGAAUCUUGAGAAGGCUAGCAUUACCGUCAUCCAAAUUGAUGAGGCUGCUUUGAGAGAGGUCUUGCCUUUCAGGAAGUCCGAGCACGCUUUCUACUUGGACUGGGCUGUCCACUCUUUCAGGAUCACCAACUGUGGUGUUCAAGACAUUACCCAGAUCCGCACCCGCAUGUGCUGCUCUAACUUCAAUGACAUUAUCCACUCUAUCAUUGACAUGGACGUUGAUGUGAUCACAAUUGAGAAUUUCCGAUCUGAUAAGAAGCUCCGUUCAUUGUUCCGUGAGAGAGUGAAGUAUGGUGCUGGACCUGAUUAUGGGCGCAUCUCACUCGAGUCUUCAUUGGCAGUUCAUCGUUUUCCAUGGGAGAACAUCCGAGGAAGAAUUUCUUACUGCAUGAAUGACAACUUCCAUUCUAAGGUCUUAAAAACAGUCAAAAACUUUCAUUUGAAAGAGCUCACGGCCUGUGACAGUUCUGAGAGUAUCUUCAAAUCAGUUAUGAGUGGGGUGCAAGCGAUAAUUGCCUACAAACCCUUUGCAAACAAAGAGUCUAGCCCAGAAGACGCCCAGGUUAUAUACGUGGAUGUUUUUUUCAUGCAAUGAACAGUCUUGAAAAGACGUGCCUUACUAUGAUGACUUCUCAUGGGUGAUAAGAGGAUGAAGGCUGCCAACAUUCCUGGUGCUCUGUUGACUAGACCUCACUCCAGGCUGCAUCCUUACUUAAUUUCCCAUCAUCACAUUUCCACUUGUUCGUCAUCGCAUGGUCACAUAUGGCAGAAGGUAUCAGAUCUUAUGUGCAUAACGAAGAAGAAUAUGGGUACCAUUGACCGGAAUUAUUCAAUACAAAUGAAAGUUUCUGAUAUGACUUUGG
This is a messenger RNA of Vitis vinifera (wine grape), 1093 nucleotides long. RefSeq lists its product as uncharacterized. Gene Ontology annotation, molecular function: zinc ion binding; 5-methyltetrahydropteroyltriglutamate-homocysteine S-methyltransferase activity. The record is from RefSeq and is a predicted model, not a curated record. Lineage: Eukaryota; Viridiplantae; Streptophyta; Magnoliopsida; Vitales; Vitaceae. The transcript is spliced from 2 exons. The coding region runs from base 1 to 825 and encodes 274 amino acids.